Messenger RNA from Culex pipiens pallens (northern house mosquito), 8981 nucleotides. Its product is annotated as RING finger protein unkempt-like. The transcript is spliced from 11 exons. The coding region runs from base 85 to 2748 and encodes 887 amino acids. Gene Ontology annotation, molecular function: metal ion binding. The record is from RefSeq and is a predicted model, not a curated record. NCBI's taxonomy places the organism in Eukaryota, Metazoa, Arthropoda, Insecta, Diptera, Culicidae.
AGAUCAGACAUUUAAUCAAAACAAACGCGCCCGCAGCGCCCUCGCAGCGACUUUGCAGCGAAGCUUGAAUAAACAAACCAUAAAAUGGCGUCGUCAGACCCGAAAGGAGGGCUGCUGAGCACCCAAACAGAAAAGCCAAAUCAUUACACAUACCUGAAGGAAUUUCGCGUGGAACAGUGUCCGUCGUUUCUGCAGCAUAAAUGCAACCAGCACCGACCCUUCAUCUGUUUCAAUUGGCACUUUAUGAAUCAGCGACGCCGUCGGCCAGUGCGUAGACGCGACGGAUCGUUCAACUACAGUGCGGACAAUUAUUGCACGAAGUACGACGAAACGACCGGAAUCUGCCCGGACGGAGAUGAUUGCCCCUUCUUGCACCGCACGGCCGGUGACACCGAGCGUCGCUACCACCUGCGCUACUACAAGACGUGCAUGUGCGUGCACGAUACGGACGCGCGCGGGUACUGUGUCAAGAAUGGCCAGCACUGCGCCUUUGCCCACGGCAUCCACGACCAGCGCCCGCCCGUCUACGACAUCAAGGAGCUGGAAGCGCUGCAAGCGGCCGAGGCCAGCGGCGAAUGUCUGAACGGGCCGAACGUGCUGGAUAAGGAGCGCAACCUGAUGAACGAGGACCCCAAGUGGCAGGACACAAACUACGUGCUGGCCAACUACAAGACGGAACCGUGCAAGCGGCCACCACGGUUGUGCCGCCAGGGUUACGCCUGCCCGCAGUACCACAACAGCAAGGACAAGCGGCGCAGCCCGCGCAAGUACAAGUACAGAUCGACCCCGUGCCCGAACGUCAAGCACGGCGAAGAGUGGGGCGAGCCGGCCAACUGCGAGGCCGGUGACAACUGUCAGUACUGUCACACGCGCACCGAGCAGCAAUUUCACCCGGAGAUCUACAAGUCAACCAAGUGCAACGACGUUCAGCAGGCCGGCUACUGUCCGCGUUCGGUGUUUUGUGCGUUUGCCCACGUGGAACCCUAUGUUCUGACGGAGGAGCUGACCGGCCGCGACUUGGACAGCCAGGCGCUCGCCCUUAGUGAUAUGAUUUCGUCUGUCCUCCCGCCAGACAACGGUUCGCUUAGCAAAAAGGACAAACACGAACUAGCGGUGAGUGUUCUAAGCUAUCUGGAGGCAGGACGGCAGGAGGCAGGAUUAGGAGGAGGAGGAGGAGGUGUUUUACCAUUUGAACUUGAACCGCAGAAUUUUCACUCGUUCUUCCAGCUGCUGCAAACGAACGGUAGCGGCGCCGAAAGUAGUGAAUCGGCCAGCACCAGCAGUCUCGGCUCGAACCAUAGUAAUUCACACAACAAAGCGCCUGGUUCACAGUUACAGCAAAACAAGCAUAAUAAUUGCCUCCUGGGGGGCGCUGCUGCCGGUUCGGCGACGGCCGCCAAUUGCAAUGGCGCUAGCUUACAGGCCACAUUUUACAACAACGGCGGUGGUGGCGCUGCUGCUAGCUCAUUGCUCUCCAACAACUUUCCGGAGUUUACACCAGAGCUGCGGGCACAGCUUUUAGCAAUUGACAACGAUCUUACGAUGGGCCCUCUGGACAAGGAACAACGAAAGCGCAUGUGUUACUCUGCAUUCAGGAAUUUCGCUUCCUCCCUGGACGGUGGCGUUUAUGAUAUGGGGCGACGUGACCCGAUGCACGGUUUAGACAAUUCAAUUUCCGCCGGAAUCGCCUCGUCCGGUUUGCUGGCGAGCAGCUCCGCCCCGGUCAACAUCCCCGGUUCCCCGAUGGCCAAUUCCAUCUCCGGCCUCCUCCAAGGAACUUCCGCGCCGGUCAACAUUCCUGGCAGUUCGCUGAGCAACAACUUUAGCCCGUCGUCGCACUCCAAUCUGUUUGGCAUGAGUGACGCGAUGUUCGGCGGCGGUGGCAACACGGCCCAUCACAUUGGCAGCAGCUCGGCACCGAAGUUGGCGAACUCGUUUGGCCACAAUAACGCCGAUAGUCUCUUCUUUCAAUCGCACAUCAUCUCUCCGGUGCUAACCGGCGGCGAUGGUGGCCUGUCAGCUAGUCCGGAACUUAGUCGAAUAUCGGAACUAAACUCGCUCAACAACGAGCUGAGCAACAACAACACGAACCUGCUGUUUGACAACCACAUGCAGCAAGCCGUUCAGCAACAGCAACAACAACAACAGCAGCAGCAAAUGCACCAAAAUCAGCAUCAGCAUCAACAUGCAGCCGCUGCGGCAGCGCUGGUUGCGGCCGCCGCCAAGAGUUCCAACUCAAACCACCCGUACUCGAUGUCCCCACUCGUUACCUCAGAGAUGGGCCGGCUACGGGAGGAGCUUGCCAACAAGAACGCACAAAUGAUGAACUGGGAGGUGAUGCAGGCCACGAACGCAUGCGAGGCGUGGAAGGCGCAGAUGGAGGAGAGCAACCGGAAGACCGUGAUAGCCGAGCAGCAGCGCGACGAGGCCCUGUCACACGUGAAGGCGCUCAAGGAAAAGAUGGAACACAUGAGCAUCACCGGCAACAGCACGGCCAACUUCCGAACGACAGACUUUAGAGGAAUGCCGCUGCAAAAGUUGAAGAACAUCCAGGCCAAGCUGCGCGCCGAAAUCGAGGAGGUCGAAAAGGUCCUGUACCUGGAGACCGCCACCAAGUGUAUGAAGUGCGAGGAGAACAAUCGAAGCGUGACGCUCGUGCCGUGCAAUCACUACGUGCUGUGCGACUCGUGCGCGGUGACCCAGCGCGAGUGCCCCUAUUGCCAGACGCCGGUCACGUCGCAGGCGUAAACCAACACCCCCACAAUCGCAUCUCGAUAGCCGAGAAAACAUUUGAUCGACUUCCAAGCAACUGAUCAACUGAUUGAAACUGUCUGUAUUUCCUGCUUUUUUUUUAGGAGGAGUAACAUCCUCGUUCGAACUAUACCCUACUCUGUAAUUAGUUUUUGCGUGAAUUCUUGCAAAAAGUGAUAUUUUCGUACCGACAAGUAACAAACUGACGAAAGUGAACAAAAAUUCACUAUAAACACAAAUCCACACAACGCAAAACAAAAGCCCAUUGAACUGAUGAAUCACAGAAAAAGGGUGAAAACGCGAACGUUUAGUCGAUUUUUUUUUUUGUAAUUUUUACACAACCUGACAUUUGCUUUGCCUGAUUUCUCGUUUUGAAUCGAAUCGCGUUUCCAAACAAAAACAAAAAAAAAAUGACAGGAACGAUCGAAUUGCUUUGUUUCCUUUUGCACGCGUUUAGUGCACGUUAACUUAUUUUCCUUAAUUUUUAUACGAAAGAAAAAGAAAUAAUUUGGGGAAGUCAGAACUACACCCAACAAAAAAGAAGCAUACAAAACCGCUUAGAUUACUAGCUUUUAAUUUCCAAUUAGUAAGCAAUCUGAUUUGUACAACGCGAUCGAAUGUGCGCGCGCAACAAAACCCGUUCGUAUUAGUUUUCAGAAAUGAAAUUGCAUUUGCUCUUUAUACUUUGUAAUAGGAAAUAUAAUAAAAAAAUACAAAUCAAUACAAACUAUGAUUACGAACAGGAUGUGUGAACUAGGAAUGUAGGAAUACAAAUAAUAAACAAGAGACGAUUUAUAAAAAAUGGUAUAUAAAUAUUUAUAAUUUAUUUUUGCUAUCUAAUUUAAUAAAUCUUUAGGGUAAUCCAAUUUGUUUUUGUUUAUUGCCUUUAGCUACUUUUUUAUAUGAAAAAAAAGAAAAACUUUUUGCUUGUGCGCGACUCGCACACGGCCAUCGAACUUGCGAGGCAAUACAAAAGCAAGAAAGAAAGAGAAGUGAAAUGAACGCGACGCAACACGUUAGAAAAAAUUGCAUAUUCCUUAUUAUUCUCUUAAUGUAAAACAAAACAAAUCUUAAAACAAAACUAUAUUAUUAUAUACGGCAGAUCAAUUGAAUAUUACAGUAGUUGUUCGGUAACUGGGCUGAGAACGUAGCCCAGUCAUCGAAUGCUGCUCGUUAGCUGGGCUGAACAAAAAAUAACGAGGGGACCACCGAUGCAUAAUAUUUUCCAGAUGAAAUAUAAAAAUAAAAGUUACUAAAAUUUAUUUACAAUGCUUACUUUUCAUUUUUCUUUAAUUGUAACUUGAAACUAAACAAAAGUUUGAAAAAAGUUUUUUUAUUUAUUGAAUAUGAUUUUUGCAUCCAUUAACCCCUCGGUCAUUUUGGUUUGUUUUGGUUUUUUGACGUUUGUCUGCUUUUUAACUGGGCUACGGCCCAGUUAUCGAGCGCCCAUUUAAAAAGCCGCCCAGUUAAACAACGCCCAGUUACCGAACAACUGCUGUAUUACUCUCAUAAUCCUACUUGAAGAGAUAGGUAGCGAAAUCAAUGAAUAAUAAAUAAAAUACACGAGAAAGAAGAAUGGCAGAAAGCGCAGGACAAAACAUACACAAAAACUGUGAAAUGUAGCAUUAUAGAGAGAGAGAGGGGGGAAACUGCGGAAGGAAAUCGAGUGUUGUUAGCCCUUUUCUUGCAAAGUGUUGUUAGGAUGAAGAACAAGAUUGAUUUUAUAAUGAUAACCAUCACAGAUACAAAGAAAACAAACAUAUUAACUCUUUUGUUUUAUUUUACUGCUCUUCCUUGGUUCCCUUUUCUUCUCUUUCUGUUGUCUCUUUUGAUUGAUCUCUGCACGUCGCUUUUAUCAAAAAAAAAAACUACCUUCCGUUCAACUAAUCAACUCUCUCAAAAUGUGCUAUUUCCCUAACACAGACGUAACACUCGAAGCACCUUGGUCAUAUUUGGCUCAUUCUAUUAAAUAUCUUUCAGUCGACUCAUGAUUUGACUUACAAUAUAUGAGUUUUAUCAGCUUUUAUUUUUAACUAGAUACUACAUUUAUGUAAAAUUAUCGAUUUCAGUCGAUUUUGAAAUUGUUCGCGAAUGCUCCAUUUUCCAUGCAAUAGGGGCUGUAGCUAUGACGUGUUAUGAGUCUCCUGGUCGCCUCUUUUACAGACUUGUCCGUUAGGUUUUGCACGUUGAUGAUGCUCUGAUUUAUCAAGACCAAGCCUCGCGUUUGGUUUUUGGUCUCUUGGUUGAGGAUGCCUGUAUCGGUGUCGUCACUCAGCUUGGCUAGGUUUUGCAGAGUAUUCUGCAGAGUUCACCAUGGAUCACGGACGUCCCCUUGUUUUCUGUUGAAAGCGGAAAAUAAACGUCUUGUUACUUCUCCGUAAUUUACUCGUUUUCAUAACAUUAUGCAGGAUAUUUCGAAAAUUUUGCCGGGUUUGACAAUAUUAUGUCAUCGAAAUUUCCUUAUUUUUCUAUGACAGAAAACUGAUAGAAAACUGAUGUCUAGUCAGGUCAGCCUGCUGAGAUCAAAGUAGUCGUAACGAGCACGACUUCGAGCGACCAUUUGAAUUCACAAUGGGUUGCUUUGUUAGAUGCUACAUGACGUCCGUAUUAAAAGAGAGUUACAUACAAAUUUGGCUUUGUUUUUUUUUUAUCGUUUAGUUCCCAAGUUUCGCACCUUUUUCACUAAAACACUGGACCGAGCAUAUUCCUGCAAUGUUAAAAACUCGCCGCAAAAACUACAUCUCUCAAGCAAACAAACAAUUGAUAGCCCACGUUUCGACGGUAGUAGUGUGUUGAUAGCAAACAAAGAACCGAGAUCCCAUCAAGAUUUUCUACCUAGAUAAAAACAAAACAAUAAAUCAACAAAACGCUAACAAUUCCCUCGAAGAACAGUAGCAAACACACACACACAGAUUCCUAUCAAGUCAGCGAAUACGUAGAAGGUACUAAACAAAUCGUAGCCCGUUUUACACAAUCACAUUGAAGAAAGAAUAGGAAGAAGAAAUAACGAGCCGAGGGCAAUCUCAGCAGCGGCAGCCACCUAACACUACACAUAUAUUUUCGAUAAAUAUUUACGGAAAAGUAUAUUCUUCUAACGUCCCCUUUGAAAAUCGUUCGGACUUGAUCGGUACGAUACUUCCAAUAGUGAAGAUAGCUCUUAGGCUUGAAAUAGACGGGCCUCUCGAACAAGUUUAAGCUACCUAUGAUAGGAGAAGUUUCAAAAAGUACCGUUGUCGGUUUUAGCCAAGAGUACACGAGACUUUGCCGAAUCAAAAGUUUUUUUUUUAUCUGACAGUCUAACUUAAUCACUUGCUUCAAAUUCUAGCGUUUACAUUCCCGUUGAAUUGCUUCCCUCAUCACCCGUCAUAGUAGGCUUUAUUUAGAAUUAAAAAAAAGUAAAAACAAAAGAAACAUUGUACCCACCGCACGUGUCAAAGGUUGGUUAAGAUCUCCAAUUUUCUCAAAAUCAACAGCUCGGAAAUAACAACGUGAAUUUGCCAAAUUAGCAUGAAAUCAGUUGAUAUUUCAGUUUAAAGUUUUUUAUACGCUGCUCAUUUUUUUCUGACUGGUAGCGAAACAUCCGAGAAUAGGGAAGAUUAAUUGCGUAGAGUAAACAACCGAUUCCAUGAUAUAAUGAUCAACUAAUGCAUUGAUCUAUUUUUUUCAGCAUGCUUCGUUUUUUUAUAAAUUUAUUCUUGAAAAUUAAAGGCUUUUCCAACUUGUCCAUACUUGCAUCCAUGGGUGGUGGUUAAAAAAAUGUUCAAAAUCACUGUGAAUUUUGUUUUUUACUCAAAUAAAUUAUUAACACAAUUCCAUUGUAAUAACAAAUACUUCAAUUAAUGCUAUCACAACAAAUGGAUCAGUCUUCGAAAUUGUCAAUCUAGAAAUUUUCUAAUUUUUAUGCCAUUUUUUUUUUCAAAAUUAGAACCAUCAAAAAAUUACUUAUAUUUAUUUACUUUAUAAGUGACGAAUGACCUUUCUAUGUUAAAGUCACGUUAAAAAAAAAACAGCAACAUUUACUUUGUUGAAAUAUCGCAAAAUAAAUUAGAUCUGCUUUACUUUUUAUUUGCUUCUUAGGUAGGAAGUGUAACAAAUAAUUUUCAAACUAAAAUUAUAUAAAAAAAAACAGAUGAUCCAAAUCUGAUGAAAAAAUAUUUAUAGUGAUAUUAACAAAACAGAAUCAAUGAUUGAAAUAAUUAUAAAAGUUUUAAAAUGUGGAAUGGAAAAAAAUAAAUAUUAUGAAGCUAUAUACAUAUAUAUAUUUAUAAUUUGUAUAUAAAUAAGAGACAAACAAAUUACUAGGAAACUAAAUAAUUCAGUGAAAAAAAGCACAGUGCGGUGUGAAACAAAAGAUUUUUAAGUAUGACAAUGAAAAAAAGCAGAGCAAAGGGAGAGAUGAUUAAAUGAUAAAGCAACAAUUAAUGCAUGUAGCAACAGCAGUUUGUGAGAGCAAUAGUUAUUCGAUCCAGCGGUAAAAAAAACCGAACCCCGUUAGAAAUUUUGGAAAGCGUCAACAACGGCAAACACGAAAAUCAAUAACAAAUUGUUAGUAUGGCGGUGAGGGAGAAAAGAAAAAAAGAAAACACGCAAAAAAACAGAACAUGAUACAGUACGGUUGAUCAAAAGAAGGAAGUUCGAAAAUUGAUGAUAAUAUAUUUUAUAGAUUAUGGUAACAAAUUAUUAAAAAGAUGACGAUAAAAUAAAAAAAAAAACGCAGAGGACAAGAAUCCAGUGAUUGAAUAUAAACAAAUGAUUCAAAAUAUUAUAAAUGCAAGAAAGCACUAUAUUAUAUAUGUGAAUGAAAGGAAGAAAAUUAGAAUAUACCAGAUAAUACAAAAUAGAAUAUUAUUAUUGAAAUAUAAACACUAUUAGGAUUUCCAAUUUAAACAAUGAACGCUAUGUUUAGAAUAACAAAAUACAUAAAUAACUUAAAACGUGAAUGAGCAAAUAAACAAUAAUUCAUUAAAACAUCUCUAUGUGCAUCAAAUACCUACAAAAUGAAUGAAGAAAAUAAGUUUAUAUUAUUUCCAAACUUGCUUCUUUUAACAGUUGAAUGAGUUUUAAGGGAUUUUCAAAGAUAUGAUUUAAAUUCAAACAAUUAUACAAUAAUUUUUCUAUGUCAACAUCUUUAUUUUGUGGGAAAAAAUCUUUACGAAAAAUGUACUUUUAUUUUACAAACAUUUCUGCAGCCAAUUUCUGUUCUAGUUAUUCAAUGUUGGCGCAAAAGAAAGAAAAACAAGUCUUACAGAAUAAAAUAUCGAAAUCGAAACAUAAAAAAGUAGCUAUGAUCAAUAAUAAAAUGUAGAGCAGACUAUUUAAUAAAAAAACAGCAAAAUGUGAUUAGUUCUAGUUAGUAGCGAAACAAAAGAAAGGAAGAAAGAAAUAAAAUUGAAAUAGCAGCAGCGUUAUGCUUUGCGUUUUGCAUCGUUGAAGCACGUUGGCAUUUUGAUGAAUUUGAUGGUACCCGUCGUUUGACCAUUUUUUGUAGUUGAGAAGGUGCGGUUGUUAUUGCACAUUGUGUUUUGUUUUGGUAUUUUUUUCUGAAUAAGGAAUUUUGAUAUGAUUUAAAAUUAUACCUUGAGGUUUGUGCACAAAACGGCAUGUCAACAUUUUAAUUUAUGUUUUCAAAAUUUCUUCAUUACAAUAAAUCUUUUCAUUUGAUACCAAUUUAAAAAAGAUAAAUGUUUAUUAUUCGGUGAUACCUCAACAUAAUUUUUCUGUAUUAUCUUCUUAUUGCAAAAAUGCAUUUGCAACGACCCAACUCGCACUCGAUAAAAUUUUAUUAAACUUUAUUUCCAAAAAGAAGUGAAACGAAUUGUAAGAAGUCAGCAACUAACACGUGUAUGAGAUGGAAGAAGAGCUAGAAAUCUUAGGACAGAAACUUCUAUAAUGAAAAUGAAUGGUACAAAGUAUUGCAGAGAGAGAGAGAAAUUGUGUAGCAUCAGCGAGUUAACGCAAGUUUCGUGAUUAAAACCAACCAAACCACACCACCUUCACACACCUUCACAGAGCAAAGGAGUAACAAUCACGAGUGCACGGAACCCUGCAAAGUUUUAUAAUCCAAAAAAAGGGGUGGCAGGCAGUUCAACGAGUGUAGUAGACGGAAAGUGACAAAGAAAAUGUAACAACGUACUAAAUAUGUAUUUGCUUAUUACAUUGAUUUAUAUUAUUGUAAUUCUUUAAAAGCAAGCAAAAAAUCGUAUAUAUUAAUAGAAACAUAAACAAAUGAA